AAGGGUACCAUUUCUAUCUAGGGUUUAUUGAAGCCCCCUCAAUUAGAUCUAUAAAUAAUUGCCCAAACCUGAAACCCUUGCCAUCCUAUAUUUUCUCUAUUCUCCUCGUUAAGGGUUGUCUGGCAUUCUCAAUCUCUUUCCAAAUGUACUUGUCAAAAGUUUUUGCAGAUUUGGGGGCUUUGGUUUCGAAGUAACUGAACAUGGAUAUUUCAGUUUUCACGAGCCUCCCAAACUCAUCCAAAGCAAAAGCAUAAAACGGAAACUUACGACAUCCACAGUUCUUUUUGUAUCUCCUUGUCCUUGCGCUCUGCUGCCAAUACGCUCAAGAGAGAGGAGGAAGAUUCAUGUUAUUCUCAGCGACUCUUUUAUGUGUGUGUAGGGAUUAUCAAAUCGUGCAAGUCGUUUAGAUCAAUGAUAUUAGUCUUUUGAACAGUGGUGGUGAACCAUGAUUCUCGGAAGUAACUCUGUCCGAGAAACCCACUAUGAUGUUCUCUUUGUUAAGGAAGACGCGAGUUAUGAAGAAAUUCGUGCGAGUUAUCGUACAGCUAUCCUUAAUUCUCAUCCUGAUAAGUUGAAUUCUGACCAUGAGACUGGAGAAAGAUUUUUGAGAGUACAGAAGGCAUGGGAAAUCCUUAGUGACCCCAAGUCACGGACUGCCUAUGAUAGCGAGCUGCGAGAUUUAAGACAGGAUGUAGUGGCCUCAGAAGAUAUUAGCUUAGAUGAUAUGAUAGUUGAAGAUGCCGGAGAGGUCAUGGAGCUCUAUUACCAGUGCCGGUGUGGUGAUAACUUCUCGGUUGAUUCUUUGGAGUUGAAUCAAAUGGGGUACACUUUAAUGAGGGAUGGGACUGGGAUAUUUGUAAGGACUCCUGAUGCUUUACCAGCAUCAAUCGUUCUUCCUUGUGGCUCUUGUUCAUUGCUUGUUCGGCUGAUGAUAAAUCCAGAUAUUAAAGUUCCAAUUGAUGGGUAUUUAUGAUUGGUCUUUCAUUUUUGCUUUCGAUGUUGAAACAUAGCUGAUGAAGGUCUUUAUACUUGGAAUGUUUGUCUCUCCAAAUAUCCCCUGAUUUUCACCAUGACUGGGUUACAUUUGCUAUAUUGGUGACAAAGAAAACUAUUGAUAACACAAUUCGAAAGACUGUUGUGAGGAGGUUUCAAGCUUGCAGUUGAUUAACUUCUUUUUGAUACAUCUGUUGUGUUUGAGAUGAGGUUUGUGCUUUAAGCUGUUCAAGGUGGAGUGAUACAACUCGAAAAGAAUGUCUUGCUCGAGUUAAGUAACUUAUAGUUCGUCGAGCUUGAAUCAAGAGUCUGUCAAAGUUGUGGUUUUUGGAUCUGCUUGGUUAUAGUCUUAAUCUUUGGAGAGUUAUAACUUAGUACUAUGUAUCAGAUAUGAAUGAUCCGCCAACAAAGUUGAUGUUAACUUUGAGAUGGUUGGGUUUAUGUUCAUAUUUAGACUUUGUAAAGUUAUUUUUUGUUUAUUCUUUAAGAUAAUUAUGUUUAGAAAGAUGCAAUAAAUAUUGAAUAUUGGGUUCUAACAA
Molecule: messenger RNA, 1532 nt
Organism: Gossypium arboreum
Lineage: Eukaryota; Viridiplantae; Streptophyta; Magnoliopsida; Malvales; Malvaceae
Exons: 3
Coding region: 446-973 (175 amino acids)
Biological process (GO): tRNA wobble uridine modification; protein histidyl modification to diphthamide
Cellular component (GO): nucleus; cytosol
Molecular function (GO): metal ion binding
Source: RefSeq, a predicted model, not a curated record